Molecule: messenger RNA, 7523 nt
Organism: Carassius auratus (goldfish)
Lineage: Eukaryota; Metazoa; Chordata; Actinopteri; Cypriniformes; Cyprinidae
Exons: 2
Coding region: 2362-3393 (343 amino acids)
Molecular function (GO): nucleic acid binding; zinc ion binding
Source: RefSeq, a predicted model, not a curated record
CCUCGCUGACAGAUAUUUGUAGAGCUGCAGGCUGGGCGGCCCCUAACACGUUCACUAGGCUCUAUAGCCUUCAUGUAGAGCCAGUAUCCUCCUGUGUUCUCACCUCAAACGGGUAGUGGCACUGAGAGGCCCUGGUUAGUGUCGGCUUGAUUAAACUGCUCCAGAGUGUUCAUACUGUAGACCCUGUUGUGAUCCUCCAUCACCCUUGGCAGCUGGACGCAGCGGAACAUCCGGCGCCAGGCCUUCAUUUUGUAUCCGUGAGAACCAUGGAAGGCAGGGUUCCAUAUUGAGACCUAAGUGGUUCUCGUAUGUGUAUAGUCCAUGGUAUAGCCUUAGAGCCUGUGUUUCCCCGGCAGACUUCUACCUUCCCAAGAGGGUUUUUAUGACCUCAAAUUUCUCCAUGUACUCCUAAAUGUAUAUUAUAUGUGUGUUACUGCCACAUUUUCGUUUCUAUUCAUUUUCUGUAUAUUAUUAUUAUUACCGUUAAGUGCCACUAGGGGCGCUGUAGCUUAAGAGUGAACUUCGUAUGCAGAGAAGAGGUUAAUACAGAAGAAGAAGCGAUCUCUCUAGAGAAAAAAGCGAUCUCUUAAGAGAAAGAAAGAUGCAUGACUAAAGUGUGGUCACUAAGCUAAUAAGAUAAAUAAGAUAAACAAAAAGAAGAAGAAAAAGACUUAAACUAAUCCCUCUCUCGGUACUCAGCCAACGAGUUUUCACGGUGUGUUUAUGAUCCUGACUAAGCUGGAUUCAAUAAAUCCAUCAGUAUGAGAAAGCCACUUGUGUCUGUUGGUACCUGGAGGAAUUACAGUGAAAACUCGGACUGAUCUGCAUGCGGGUGGAGGCGAGGCGGCAUGAUCAAAGGAGCAGCAGUCUUGCCACAGCGUGAUCGGCACGUGAACAGAGCGGGGAGCGCGCACGGGACCAAAGCACAUGAUUUGAAGAGCAACACUUUAAGAUAAGACCAUAAGAUGUGUGGACACUCAUAAGUUAAGGGUUUGUCUAAACAUGGAAAACAAAACACAAGUUUAUGGUUGAUUAAUCAAACUGUGAAAAGUGAAAGUAACGUUUUGCUAUUCCUAGUUUUGUUUUAUUAAGCCACAGUGUAAGUUCUAAAGCACCUAAGUUUAAGCAUCAGUACUUUUGUUUUAUUGGGCUAUUUGUAAAAUUCUGUAUUUUAUGUGAACAGUUUAAAUGUGAAUAACUCUUAUUUGAAUACGUUUUGGGUAUAUUUAAGUUGACAGUAAUUUAAGUUACAUUCAUAUUACUGCAUUAAGAUUCAGUGUUACAUUUUUAUUUUAUUCUGCCUUUAUAUUUUAACUGCCUGCAGUACAGGGGUGACUUUUAGUUAACGUAAAGAUUGCUGUUUAGUGACAAGUGACAAGACGUUAAAAUGACUGAUCCAAACACACCACUAAAUAGUGCAGAACCCCAGAUGCAGUCUGAAGAAACCCAAUGUACUGAUCUUAGUGAGCAGCAAGAAUCAGUACAACUUAGAAGAAGUCAGAGAGUGAAAACAUAUUAGAGGUCUUUGUGCAGAUGUCAUAAAAGUUUAUGAAGAGUUACGUAAGCUCACCCCACCGGAUCAGGAGUCAUGUCGCAGAGUAGAUCUGUGUGUGGAGAUCUCAGGUUUCCUCGUGAAUAAAGCAACCAGCCGAUUGGAAGGAAAAGAGGAACAAGAUUGGCCGGAAGCAGGCUCCCUCUUUCAAACUGUAAGCAAUAAGUCAAGCUCCUUCAACACCACUACGAACUCAUCUGAGCAUUCACAUAGAUCCUCUAUAAAACGUCAAGAAGCCGCAGCAGAAGCAGAAGAACAAGAAACGGAACAGCAAGAGAUAGAAAGACUAGAAGCUGAAGUCAGGAAAAAAGCAGUAGAAGAAACAUUGAUUAGACAAAAGCGCUUAGAAAGAGAGACAGAAGAAAUUAGAUUAAGAAUGCAGAGAGAAGCAGACGAAGCAAAGUUUAAGGCUCAACAAGAAGCAGAGUAUGCAGCUCUGCAGAGAACACUUGAUGAAAAGAAAAGAAAAGUACUGCACCUGGAAAAGGUCAAAGAUCUAAAGGCAGCACAAGCAAAGAUGCAGGUUUAUGACCAAAUGAGUGCAGUAGAAGCGCAAAAGAUCGAUGUAACAAAGAUUAACACAGAAAUGAAAGACGCUGAACAUGUAAGCUUCCCAUCUCUGCUUAAACAAGUCAUACCCCAAGCUGCAGCCACUCCUACAAGUGAUGGUACAUCAGAUCUUGUUAAAGUGCUAGCAAGUGCACUAAGUGCUAGCCGUAUCCCUGUUCCGGAACCUACUGAGUUUUCUGGGGAUUCCUUAAGUUACAGUGACUGGAAGCUGUCAUUUCAAACGCUGAUAGACCAAAAAAAUGUCCCAGACAAUAUUCUACCUUCGGAGAUAUGUGAGUGGACCGGCUAAGAGAGCGGUUGAAGGAUACUUCCUGCUUGGAACUGAAUCUGCAUAUGCUGCUGCCUGGAAGAUUCUGGAUGAAAGAUAUGGAAAUCCAUUCACAAUCGCGAAAGCCUUUGGAGACAAACUGCAUGCAUGGCCCAAAAUUACCUCAAGAGACAGUUUCGAACUAAGAGACUUUGCAGAUUUCUUGCACAGUUGUGAAGCUGCUACAGCUCACAUCAAGUCAUUAGAGAUCUUGAAUGACUGCAAUGAGAACCAAAAUAUACUUUCCAAACUUCCAGACUGGCUUGCUGCUAGUUGGAACCGCAAGGUUAUUGAAAUUGAAGAACAAACAAAUCAGUUUCCCACUUUCAGCCAGUUUGUUGAGUUUCUAUCGAGAGAAGCCAAGAUAGCCUGUAAUCCUGUUACAUCUUUACAGUCACUUAAACAAUGUGAGCCUAACAAAUCAGACAAACCGAUGCUUACAAAACAGAAAGAAAUUGGAGUUAAAACCCUGAUGACGACUUCACAAGAAAAGAUACAACUGGUAUGUGUAUUCUGUAAGAAACCUAAGCACAGUUUACACAAAUGCAGAAGUUUUCUGGGAAAGGCUGUGUCAGACAGAGUCAGCUUUAUUAAGUCAGAAAGGCUAUGUUUUGGUUGUCUCAAACCAGGCCAUCAUUCGAAGAGCUGUACCAACCGCAAUAUUUGUGAAAGGUGCAGUAAAGAGCAUCCGACUUGUCUUCAUGAAGAUAGAGUUAAGGACAAAGGAGAACAAAGGCAACCAAUAGCUAAUCCAAAUCCAAGCAACGAAAGGUCAAGUCAAAGCGACCGAGUUCAAGAACAAGUUACAGCCAUGGCUAUGACUAACCGAGUCGCAAGUCAAAAAAAUAACACACAGACAGCUGCAAUCAGUCCUGUGUGGCUUUCAUCUUCCACAAAACACAAAGAAGUUCUUGUGUAUGCCUUACUGGAUUCGCAAAGCGCAAACAACAUUUGUUCUCAGUGAAGUUGCAAAGUUACUAGAGACAAACCAAGAACCUGUUAAACUAGAACUGUCUACUAUGUCUUCCCAGACUACAGUUGUUCAGUCUGACAGACUUCAAAAUCUUCAAGUUCGUGGCCUUUACUCAAGCAAAAGAAUCACUUUACCUCCUACAUACACACGAGAAUUCAUUCCAGCCAACAAAGCUCACAUUCCAAAUAAUGAAACAGCUAAAGCUUGGCCACAUCUGGAACACCUUCAAUCAGAAAUCGCACCUUUGCAAGAUUGCGAGGUAGGAUUGUUGAUCGGAUACAACUGCUCACAAGCUCUUCUGUCGAGAGAGAUUGUGUCAGGCAAGGAAGGCGAGCCAUACGCUCAGCGCAACGAUCUUGGUUGGAGUAUAGUUGGACAAACCAAUCACUGACUGAACUAUGGAGAUGCAAUUGGAAUUAGUCAUCGCAUUAUUGUCAAGAAAGUCAUCCCAGAGCUUAAGCCUUCUCUAAAGCUUCAGAACAAAGUCCACUAUGUCAAUAGGACAACAGUAAAGGACAUCACCCCUUCGGACAUUAUCAAAGCACUUGAAGGAGACUUCUCUGAAAGAGCCAUUGAGGGCAACCCUGUAUCACAAGAAGAUUUAAAGUUUCUCACAAAACUCAAAGAAAACAUCACACAGAAUGAGAGCGGCCACUAUGAGAUGCCACUACCAUUUCGUGACGAAAGACCCACAUUACCAGACAAUAGAAUAUAUGCAAUGCAUCGCCUAAAGUGUCUUGAAAGGAGAUUAAAGAAAGACAAAUCAUAUUACAAUGAUUACACAAACGUCAUGGAUGACAUCAUCUCAAGAGGAGAUGCUGAAAGAGUCCCUGACAAAGAGUUGAAUAACACUCCUGCAUGGUAUAUCCCACAUCAUGGGGUCUAUCACCCACACAAACCCGGAAGAAUCGGAGUAGUAUUUGACUUGACUUGACUUGACAGACUUUUAUUGUCAUUCAGUAUACAACAAGUGUGUACAGAAUGAAAUUUCGUUUGCAUAGGCCACAGUUUCAGUACAGUGUAAAUGUCAAUGCAACAAAGUGUUCUAAGUGUUCAACAGUCUGAUGGCUUGGGGAAAAAACAGUUAUAGAACCUGGUGGUCCUACACCGCAUGCUGCGGAACCUCUUUCCGGAGGCCAGCAGAAUAAACAGACCAUAAUGGGGGUGAGAGGAGUCGCUACAGAUUUUUCUGGCCCGAGAUGCACAGCGGUUCUCUGCAAUGUCCUGAAUGGAGGGAAGAGAAGUGCUGAUGAUUCCAUUCAGCUCAAAGACUCAAGAGAGCUCUGUUCCAAAGGAAAGUUAAGAAUCCACAAAUUUGUGUGUAACAGUUAGAGAGUUAUGUCCACUAUUCCAGAAGAAGAGUGUGCCACAGUGAAAGACCUUGACCUGUCUUUAAGUUUACCACGCAUUGAAAGAGCUCUUGGAGUUGAAUGGUGCGUCACUUCAGACACAUUCAAAUUCAGAGUUCAAGUCAAGUUGAACCCCCUUACAAGAAGAGGUUUACUUUCUACUGUCGCCUCCAUUUACGAUCCCCUGGGGUUUAUUGCACCGUUCGUCCUCUUGGGAAAGCAGAUUCUUCAGCAAAUGUGCAAGGAUAAGGUUGGGUGGGACCACGAGCUUCCAGAGCACUUAAAACCCCAGUGGGAAUCCUGCAUUAGAGACCUUCCAAAUUUAGCUAACAUGCAGAUUCAAAGAUGUUCCUACAGAUUUUGGUCAGGUUAAAAGCUACGAGCUUCAUCACUUCGCAGACACCAGUGUCAAUGGAUAUGGUGCUUGUACUUACCUGCGAGUCAUUAACCAAUCAGAUCAAGUCCAUUGUUGCUUGGUAAUGGCCAAGUCAAGAGUCACACCUACUAGUGUCACAACUAUCCCUCAACUCGAACUCUCAGCAGCAGUUGUUGCAGUUAGAGUCAGUGAUCUACUCAGGACAGAACUUGAAAUCCCAUACAUUGCUGAGUUUUUCUGGACAGACUCCACCGUUGUUCUCGGCUACAUAAAUAAUGAUGCCAAAAGGAUUCAAGUCUUCGUAGCGAAUCGGAUACAAAGGAUCAAGUAACGCACAAAGCCAGAACAAUGGGCGUAUGUCGCAUCAGAGCAGAACCCUGCAGACUACGUUUCUCGAGGCUUAACCGCAGAACAACUGAAGUCCUCUGAAUGGUUUGAGGGGCCAGCAUUUCUCUGGGAGAAGAACAUUCCUGAGAGAGAUGUUAAGGUGGGAGAGAUCAGGGAAAAUGAUCCAGAACUUCGCAAAGCCUCUGUGUAUACCAUCAAUGCAAAGGAAGAGCAAACUAUUUUCAGCAGAUUUGAGAAGUUUUCAGAAUGGUCCAGAUUGAUAAGAGCAUUUGCAAUCUUGAGAAGAAAGGUCAAGGAACACAAGGGUGAUAUACAAAGGAUCAAAGAAAGUACAACUUUGGAAGAAAGAAAACAAACAGAACUGUUUGUCAUCAAAAUUGUUCAAGAGAAAGCUUUUGCAGAAGAGAUAAAGAGUCUAAAAUCAAAGAAAACAGUUUCCAAGACCACAAAUCAUAAUCUGUACAAAGUCCGUUUCUGGACGAAAAAGGAAUCCUCAGAGUGGGUGGACGUUUGGGUCAAGCUGUACUACACCCGCAUGUAAAACAUCCAGCCAUACUUCCCAAGGACAGUCAUAUUUCAACUUUGCUAAUCAGACAUUUUCACACGAAGGUUCAACAUCAAGGUCGUGGAAUGACUAUGAAUGAGUUGCGUGCAAAUGGUUGGUGGAUUCUUGGGAGCAGCCGUGCAGUUUUAUCAUACAUCUUCAAAUGUGUAAGAUGUCGCAAAUACAGAAGGAAUACGGAGCAUCAAAGUGUGGGAGAUUUGCCAGUGGAACGAACUGAGUCUACCCCGCCUUUCACUUAUGUUGGAAUGGAUUGCUUUGGACCAAUAUACGUCAAAGAUGGACGAAAGGAGCUCAAGAGAUAUGGACUCAUACUAACCUGUCUAUGUUCACGAGCCAUACAUAUUGAAGUAGUAGACGACCUGAGUACAGACACAUUUCUAAAUGCUCUGCGAGCAUUUAUUGCAAUAAGAGGAAAUGUGCAUCAACUGAGAUGUGAUAGAGGAACCAAUUUCAUUGGGGCCCAGAGAGAACUCGCAGAUCUCAUGAAAGAAAUUAAUCAGGAGAAGGUAAAAGCGCUUGGAUGUGAAUUUCUCAUGAUUCCCCCUUGGGCAAGCCAUAUGGGUGGAAUAUGGGAAAGACAGAUCAGGACCAUCCAUAGUGUUCUUUCAGCCAUCCUUGACCAGUCAGCAAAGAGACUCAACAGUACAUCCUUGAGAACCUUGUUGUAUGAGGUCAUGGCGAUUGUCAACAGUAGGCCACUUUCCAUCGAACAUUUAAGUGAUCCAACAGGUCCUGAGCCAUUAACGCCCAAUCACAUUCUCACUAUGAAGUCAACCAUUGUUCAACCUCCUCCAGGAGAAUUUAGGAAAGAAGAUAUGUAUCUUCAAAAAAGAUGGAGAAGAGUACAAUAUUUAGCCAAUGAGUUUUGGAUUCGUUGGAGGAAAGAAUAUUUGCUCAACUUGCAACCAAGACAGAAGUGGAAUGUACACAGAAGGAAUCUGAAGAUAAAUGAUGUAGUGGCACGAUGACAAGAUGACAUGGCACCACGUAAUGAAUGGAAGCUUGCCAAAGUCACUGAUGUCUAUCCAGGAACUGAUAACAAAGUGAGAAAGGUUCGACUUUUGGUUAGUGAAAGGACAUAUGACAAGCACAGUAAACUUGUGACUAAGACAGUCUCAUUAGAACGACCUAUUCAUAAGGUUAUUGUUUUGCUAGAAGCAGACUAAGGGUUUGUGUUUAUUUUCAUGUUCAGUUUGUCAGACUGAGUGUAAGUCAUAGAAAUCCCACAGUAAGAGUUGUGAGAUUGGUGGGAGUGUUACUGCCACAUUUUCGUUUCUAUUCAUUUUCUGUAUUUUAUUAUUAUUACCGUUAAGUGCCACUAGGGGCGCUGUAGCUUAAGAGUGAGCUUCGUAUGCAGAUAAGAGGUUAAUACAGAAGAAGAAGCGAUCUCUCAAGAGAAAGAAGCGAUCUCUCAAGAGAAAGAAAGAUGCAUGACUAAAGUGUGGUCACUAAGCUAAUAAGAGAAAUAAGAUAAACAAAAAGA